AUGAGCCCGCACUGGAGGCCCUUCGUCGUGCUGCUAUGUACCGUCUUCCAAAUUACCGGGCUAAGGAGGGGAUCCAUUCUAGCAUUGUUGAAGCAACGUGAACCAUCUGGCACAUGCUUGAUCGGACUUAGACGCGAAGAUGUUGUUCAAUCCUUCCCACCAGCUGUCUUGAUCAGCCAGGCCAUCCACGAAGCAAGAAUCCCCGAGAUUUCAACAGGAAAGACAAAACCAUUAAAGCUCGCACCUACUGUCUCGAGCUUCGAUUCAGAUCUCAAGGGGAAGCAGCCAUUUGGCGUCACGUCAGCAUCCGAAGGUGUUGGAAGGAGCUUGACUGAUUCACCUUCUCAUGUACCGCAAGCCACAUAUCUCGAGAACUCGACUGUGUGAUUCACUUUUUCUCUUCGAAAUCACAUAAAAAGUUCGAUUCCUCCGGCAUCAAUACAUUUUGACCGCACACUUCCAACCGAGAAAACUACAAGACAAACUGUCAACACUGCCAACUUCGACAAGAACCCCAAAGUAACAAAAUCGAAAACAAUCACAAUCCUCAUCUAGCACCAUCACCAUUACCAGAACGUUCACUGACAACAUUCGCAAAGAUGUGCACCCGACCCUACGUUCGGUACCACUGCAUCAAGUGCGGCACAAACCAUAAGGAGAG
Molecule: messenger RNA, 661 nt
Organism: Colletotrichum acutatum
Lineage: Eukaryota; Fungi; Ascomycota; Sordariomycetes; Glomerellales; Glomerellaceae
Exons: 3
Coding region: 1-387 (128 amino acids)
Source: RefSeq, a predicted model, not a curated record